CAUGACCAGCGACCUCCCUUCAGGAAAAGACAAAUAUACAACUGCUGGUACUUCCUCCCUCCUCCUCCUUCAGUGUGCACUUCCCCUUUAAAGUAUCUGAGAGGAACAGCCUCACACUUGGCUGCUCGCUCUGUCUCUCUUGUAGUUUGUGGGUGUCUUGACUGAAAGGAUAAAGAAGAAGAAAGAAGAAGCUCCUCUAGUUUAUGGUGGAGACUGCACCUUGUUAAUGCUUAUGCAGGUGAUUGUGAUAAGCAGAGGAACAGGCUUGAAGUUAACGGGAGAGGGAAGCUGUAUUUUAUUUGCAUUUCCUUUGUCAAUGGAUACAUGACUGGAUUGUUCAUCCCUAAAAGUUUCUUUCACAAAAAAGGGUAGCUGUACCUUGAUGGGACUGGAUCUGGGCUGCAAAUGGGACCGAGUCUGCAGAUUUCACAUAUGAUGGGCAUCUCUGCGCUGGUCUCUGAGGAGCAGCUCAUCUAUGCCAUCACCAUCCCGCUGUCGACCUCCAUCAUCCUGGCCAAUCUCGUCAUCAUCUUUGGCAUCACCUGGAACCGCCAGCUCCAAAACACGCCCAACUACUUCUUCCUAAGCCUGCUAGUGGCAGAUUUGUGCACGGGCGUGGCGCUGCCUUUCAUACCAUUAAUGGGUCUGAACCGGGAGUUAAGUUUUUGCUCCUGCCUGGUGGCUCACGUUUUCCCAAACUUCCUCUUCCUGGCGUUCCUUUUCAACCUGGUAAUGGUACACUAUGAGCGCUACAUUUGCAUCGUCGACCCCCUGCAUUACAAUAACUUGUGGAUGCAUCGCAGUUUUCCUCUAGCGUUGCUUGUGGUGUGGGCACCGCCACUCCUGUUCGCAGCUCUACCUGCCUUUGGUUGGAAUAACUGGACAGGAGCAGAUUGGAACGACUGUUGUGCAAGUAGCCAAAAUAAAACAGCACUUUCCAGCUGUUCAACAAACGGAACCACCUGCUGCUCGUACAGGCGAGUAUUUCCCAACGCGUUUAUCUACUUGGAGGUGUAUGGAGUCGUCUUACCUGCUAUUCUUACCAUUGCCGGCAUGACUGGCCACGUGUUAUGGAUCACCCGAGGCCAGCUGAAGGACAUUUGUCGUCUCCACCGUUCAGUAGAGCGGGGAGCUCAAGCCUCAGACUGUGAGCAGAGGAUGAACCUGCGGUACACUCGCUGCGUGGUGGCAGUGUCUCUGACGUUCCUCGCAUGCUGGGUUCCCUACCUCAUUUACAUGCACGUCUGCAUAGUGUUCUUGAUCAGCGACACCAAGUGGAGCUCCACCACUCACAUCGUGCUGUCGUGCACCGGUAUCGGAAGCAUGGCAGUGGUGCCGCUGGUGCUUGGCCUAGCUAACAGGCAGUAUACAGAACCUGCAUUUAAACUUCUCCAGAAACUCCGAGACAGAUGGAGGCGAAGGACGCAGGGAUCAGAGGAGGUGGCAGUCUGAGGAAAUACUGAUGAAUAUCAAUAUUUAUGAAGAUAAUUGUUGAUGAACUGCACAGCCACAGUAAUUGGAUCAAGGCCACAAGGAUGAAAUAUUGCAUUACAGCAGAAAAACACAUUUGCAUUGAUUCUUUUACAAUUUAUUUAUCAAUGUUCCCAAAAAAAGCAACCUAUUGUUUGAAAUAUUAUUUCUGUCUGUAGCUGUCUAUUUCUGAAGGUUUACCAUUACAUUGAGAUAAUUAAGCUGACAAUAACAAUAAUGAAUUUGGAGACAAAAUUGAGGACAAUUUUUAAACCAAACAUUAUUUCAAACAAGAUAAAGAUUAAUAUUACUGGGGUAAGUACCCUCAUGGUUCCAGAUGGCACUUUAACCAUUGUGAAAUUACAGGAUAUGUCUGUAAUAGACUUACAUUGACUUUUUGCAGGCCUAGCCAAAAGACAUAAUCAGCACCAACCUUAAGCUGACGUUACUGUACAACAGCACCAUUUGAUGAGCUGGUACAGGGUCUUGACCUCCUGAUGGCUUUAAUUUAAGUCUGUUGUCAUAUUGGUUUUCAAAUAGGCCUUUAUGUUGGUGUCAACGGAUUUGCAUUUUCAAAUUGCACACUGAGCUGAUAAAAAAAUAAAGCUCUGGAAAGGUUUAAA
This is a messenger RNA of Micropterus salmoides (largemouth bass), 2093 nucleotides long. RefSeq names its product G protein-coupled bile acid receptor 1 (gene gpbar1). Gene Ontology annotation, molecular function: G protein-coupled bile acid receptor activity. The record is from RefSeq and is a predicted model, not a curated record. Gene Ontology annotation, biological process: G protein-coupled receptor signaling pathway. Bases 406 to 1452 code for a protein of 348 amino acids. Gene Ontology annotation, cellular component: membrane. The transcript is spliced from 3 exons. NCBI's taxonomy places the organism in Eukaryota, Metazoa, Chordata, Actinopteri, Centrarchiformes, Centrarchidae.